AUGACAGUGAUCGACAGCCAAGUGCGAUUCGGUUACACAACACCGAUGCUGGGGGAAGAUCGGUUCGCUUUCCGGCACAAGGAGCUAGCCUCGGUUUGCUCAUUGACGAAGCUACACAUGAUCCUGGAAGGACCCGUUCGUAACAUUGGAUCCCCCGCGUUCGAUCUCCAGAUUGUCGUCUUGUCAUCUCACUGA
Molecule: messenger RNA, 195 nt
Organism: Penicillium subrubescens
Lineage: Eukaryota; Fungi; Ascomycota; Eurotiomycetes; Eurotiales; Aspergillaceae
Exons: 2
Coding region: 1-195 (64 amino acids)
Source: RefSeq, a predicted model, not a curated record